Exophiala oligosperma is the source of this 1800-nucleotide messenger RNA. RefSeq lists its product as uncharacterized. The record is from RefSeq and is a predicted model, not a curated record. Lineage: Eukaryota; Fungi; Ascomycota; Eurotiomycetes; Chaetothyriales; Herpotrichiellaceae. Gene Ontology annotation, molecular function: zinc ion binding; DNA-binding transcription factor activity, RNA polymerase II-specific. Gene Ontology annotation, biological process: regulation of DNA-templated transcription. The coding region runs from base 1 to 1800 and encodes 599 amino acids. The transcript has a single exon.
AUGGUGGGCGUUCCGAGAAGCAAAGGAUGUAGGAUUUGUGUUCAGCGUCGCGUCAAGUGCGACCUGACACGGCCAAAGUGCAAGAACUGCGUCAAGGGCAAUCGCCCUUGUCCUGGCUAUGAUACCGACUUGAGGAUCCACGACGAGGGCAACAAAUUACGCAAACGUUUCGGCCAGAAGCAGCUGAACGAGACCAAGAGCGAGGCCGAUAGUUCCUCGCCGGCCACGAGUAGCCACAGUCAGUCCUCGGGCUCGUCCCCCGAAGACUCGGUGGAAUUAGUGUCUCGAUAUGGCACUCCUGAAUACGAUUCAUCAUAUCGUGCCGACGUCCUGCUUCCUCCGCGCAAUCCCCUCAUCUCAAUAGUCGAGAACCAAUACCGCCCCGACGCCGAUCUGCUCAGUCUCGGAAGUAUAGCUUCUACAGCUUCUAACUCGCCAGCGCAACUAUGUGGCGGCAGCAUCAAUUUUGAUCUCCCAUUUUCACUGGCUCUCAAUGAUUCUUUGUACUCACCCCAUCUGGCACAAGAACAACUCCUCGGCACAUUUUCCUCGGCCAUCUCUUCUACAGGAUCAGUACAGAUAUUCCCUCGACAGAUCCAAAGCCAUACACGUUGGCUCGCUCAGCUCCCCACCAUGUUCGGCAGUACCCUGCUCGAUAACACAGUGCGAGCAGUCUCUCUGAUUCAUCUGAGUCGCAUUCAUCAGCUGGCUUCCUUCGAGCAGGAAUCCCGGCGUUUUUACGGCAAGUCUCUCCGACUGCUCAACGACGCUCUUUCGGAUGAUACCCGAGGUAUGUCUACAGAGACAUUGUCUGCAACUAUCCUCUUAUCCUUCUACGAGAUGUUCGCAUCGGAUUCCAAUCAGUCUUGGGUACGGCACGCAGGCGGUGCGUCGACUUUGAUGCGCAUCCGUGGGCCGUCCAAGCAUCUCUCUGGGCUUGACCGUGAUGUGUUUUUGGCGUAUCGCCACACCAUUUACAUUGAAGCAUUCCAGCGGGACGAACCUUGCUUUCUGAGUGACCCGGAGUGGGUGGACGUGGCGAAGCAAAUCCACGAGGAUCUACGCCGCAGUGGUACGCUUCAGGAUGAACGUAUGGAGCUUUUCGAUUUGGCCGAAGAGUUCUACAUGGAGAACAUCUUCAUUCCAGCAACCUGCCAUGACGCUAUGAGAAGCUCUAAAAUGCGGCAAGUCUUGUCUCCCGACGAGUACCAACUGUAUCGGAAAUCUAUCCUCGACAGGUCUCGAAAUCACCGAUCAAAGCUCAAAUCGAUUAAUCUGCGGUUUAGGGCUGCCAUGAAAAGGAUGGGUGUGAAUACCACUAUUCUCCAGACUCCAGAUCCGGUGUUUCCUAUGCAAUAUUCCUAUGUCAAUGUUUUCAUUGGCUCAACUCAUGUUGGGUACUACACCAUCAUGAUCAUCUUGAACCUGAUCUUGAAGGAGAUGGAGUCGGCAGAGGCCCCCGAUAAAACUGGCCUCUACAUCAUGGAAAACAGGGAACUUGCCAGAGAGAUCUGUCGAACUACCUCGUUUAUGUUGACUUCGUCUUUCCUUGGACCCUUCUAUAUCAUUUUUGCCCUGCGUCUGUCUCUGACGGUCCUCGAACCAGGAGUUGAACGAGAUUGGGUCCUGAGAAAGUUGCACCAGAUUGGAAACACGCACAUGAAAAUGGCCGCCGACAUACCGCCGCUGGAACCCGAUAGGAGAGUGGAGGAGUUGACGCGGAUUGAUCCCAGUGAGUUCGACAUCAACUGGAAUGACGUCGAAAUCAACCUGGAGGACUGUCAUCUCGAUGAUGUUUAG